GCCUCUCCUGCGCCCAGCAGCGGCGGAGAGCGCGCGCGGGAGAGGGACGGAGCGAGCUUGCGGAGCGGCCACGAUUCCCGGGGAAGAGUGAGUCUACUCCCUAAUAUUUCUCUUUCCUGAGGCCAGAAAGAUGUGUUGGUCAACAACUCCUAUCAUCCUUAGUCAACAUGAUCACUGACAUACCUGGAAGGCAUCAGAUUAAAGGGUAGAAUAAGUGGUGGAUUGUACAGCUUUUUGAAAACACUUCAGAUAAAUCCAGGUUUGCGUAGAUCGCACAUUGGAACAGAUGGAUAAUGGAGACUGGGGCUAUAUAAUGACUGAGCCGGUCACUCUAAAUGUGGGUGGACACCUGUAUACAACUUCGCUUACAACUCUCACAAGGUAUCCCGAUUCGAUGUUAGGGGCCAUGUUCAGGGGUGAUUUCCCUACUGCCAGAGAUUCUCAGGGCAAUUACUUCAUUGACCGAGAUGGGCCACUUUUCCGGUAUGUUCUCAACUUUUUACGAACCUCAGAGUUAACUCUACCUUUGGAUUUUAAGGAAUUCGAUCUGCUUCGGAAAGAAGCAGAUUUUUACCAGAUUGAACCCUUAAUACAAUGUCUUAAUGACCCCAAACCUUUGUAUUCUGUGGAUACCUUUGAAGAGGUAGUGGAACUGUCCAGUACACGCAAACUUUCAAAGUACUCCAACCCAGUGGCAGUGAUCAUAACACAACUAACCAUCACAACUAAGGUCCACUCAUUGCUGGAAGGCAUUUCCAACUAUUUUACCAAGUGGAAUAAACAUAUGAUGGACACUAGGGACUGCCAGGUUUCUUUCACAUUUGGGCCCUGUGAUUACCACCAAGAAGUCUCUCUUAGAGUCCACCUGAUGGAGUACAUUACAAAGCAAGGCUUCACCAUCCGAAACACGAGGGUCCACCACAUGAGCGAACGAGCCAACGAAAACACAGUUGAGCACAACUGGACUUUCUGCAGGCUGGCACGGAAAACAGAUGAUUAAUUUCCUGUUCAUUCUCUGUUUUUCCUUUUAUUCUCAAGAAGAUGGUCCAGCUUCUCAGAACAACGUAUUAGAAACGGGUCUGGCUUUGUCUAAAACAGCAUUGGAGGCUCUCUCUUCUUAUUUUGCUAUGAAUAUUUAUUAUUGAUUUUUAAAGACUGGAGAACGGACAUGUGCUGGACUCUUCUGUCUCUUGUCUUGUAAGAAACGUAUGUAUGUGGCUGCUCAAAUAUUAUGACUUUUUAAAAACGAAGGAUAAAAUAAGAGGGCAUCCUUAGAAAAAUGGUAAAUGAUCACAUUGUGACACUUUUCGUUGUGGUCAUUGACUUCAGUAUAGAAUGAUAAAAAUCAGCCUCCAGGUUCAAGCUGUGUUUAAUCCAUCUCCUAUUAUCACAAACCACUGGGAAUAAGACAGGUAAUUUCCCAUGCCUUUCUGUGCAGAUCACAUGGAGAUAAAUGCAAGAUGAGUUCAAGCUGGAGAAAUUCCUUCUGGAUUGUCCCCAGAAAUGGUUACGGUGCUUUUGGAGAUGAAAUACUACCAUCAUGGAAACUAACCUAGUUUUUCCUAGAUCAGUGAGCAAGCAGUAUUACAACAAUUUAGUUACCAACAAACCUCUAAGGCCAAGCCCUGCACCUUGUUUUAUUUUUCAAAAUACAGCAUUUUGCAGUUAUGGCAACUGUUUCUUUCUAUGCAUUAUAAAUCAAGCAACCAAAUAUUAUAUCUGCAGUUAUAAAAGUACAAUUAGAAGUAUUUAUAUGGGAUUCUGAAUGCAAAACCAUCCUGUGGUAGAAAUCCUUAUUUUUUAAUGCCGGGUGCAAUAUUAUUCCUAAAUGUAAUGCUUUCCAACAAAAAAGCUAAUAAAACAAG
Python bivittatus (Burmese python) is the source of this 1865-nucleotide messenger RNA. It is a transcript of the gene KCTD6, whose product is annotated as potassium channel tetramerization domain containing 6. NCBI's taxonomy places the organism in Eukaryota, Metazoa, Chordata, Lepidosauria, Squamata, Pythonidae. The record is from RefSeq and is a predicted model, not a curated record. Gene Ontology annotation, biological process: protein homooligomerization. Gene Ontology annotation, molecular function: protein binding.